Molecule: messenger RNA, 810 nt
Organism: Nymphaea colorata (pocket water lily)
Lineage: Eukaryota; Viridiplantae; Streptophyta; Magnoliopsida; Nymphaeales; Nymphaeaceae
Exons: 1
Coding region: 131-682 (183 amino acids)
Source: RefSeq, a predicted model, not a curated record
GUUUCGUCAUUCGUUCAUCUAUAAAGCCGCUGCUUCCUUCUUCGCCUCUCUCCAUAUCCACUCGCCGUACUGUUUUUCUUUUCCGGCUACUUCUGCGACUCUCCUUUUGAGUGUUGUUUUGAACUCCGUAAUGGAGAACGAGAGCAAGAGAAAGCGGUCUGCGGAAGAGGCAGAAUGUGGGGAAGACGAGGCCAAGCGCCUCAGGUCCGACAUUCUCGGCCUUCUGGAGGAGGACGUGGUUUCCGACGACACCUCCGAGUCGGAGUCGACCUCCGAGGAGCUUCUCAACUCCGUUAUGAGGUCCCUCCAGGAUGAGAUCGACGGGGACGAUGCGGCGUCCAGGGCGCCGGCCGCCUCUGCCCAGCCCGACCUCGGGUACCUUCUGGAGGCCACCGACGACGAGCUGGGCCUGCCGCCGGCGGGUUGCGACGACGUCCCCCGGAUCGAGAAUGACGGAGCUCUUGGGGAGGUGCCUGGGUUCGUGGGGUUUUGGGAUUUCGAGGAGGGCAUUCCGGGAUUUGCGGUCGAGGAGUUUUGGUUUCCCGGUGGGGAGGCAAGAUAUGGAGGGGAGGAGGCCGUCGUGUUGGAUCAGGAUGGUCUUUUCGAUUACUCGGAUGCGUCCGUGCCUGCAGAUUUCUCGUCCAUGGGGUUGUGGAGACAUGAAACAAUGCCUGCUCUGUAGCUUCCUGUGAUCGACAAAAGUCUGUAAAAGAAAGAGUGAUCCGCUAGCUACUUCAUAUCUUUGUAUAAUCAAUCACACACUGUAUAAAGUUUUUAAACGAACAAUAGAAAGAAUGACAAAGGAACCAA